Rhea pennata is the source of this 1453-nucleotide messenger RNA. RefSeq names its product alcohol dehydrogenase class-3. Gene Ontology annotation, biological process: formaldehyde catabolic process. The coding region runs from base 40 to 1164 and encodes 374 amino acids. Gene Ontology annotation, cellular component: cytosol. The transcript is spliced from 9 exons. The record is from RefSeq and is a predicted model, not a curated record. Gene Ontology annotation, molecular function: zinc ion binding; S-(hydroxymethyl)glutathione dehydrogenase [NAD(P)+] activity. Lineage: Eukaryota; Metazoa; Chordata; Aves; Rheiformes; Rheidae.
CCGCGGCCGCCCUCCCCUUCCGUCGGGCGGCGGCGCGCCAUGGCGAGCGGGGUUAUUAAAUGCAAGGCUGCUGUUGCCUGGGAGGCAGGUAAACCACUCUCUAUUGAGGAGGUAGAGGUUGCUCCACCAAAAGCUCAUGAAGUUCGUAUUAAGAUAGUUGCCACUGCUGUCUGUCACACUGAUGCCUAUACUCUGAGUGGUGCUGAUCCCGAGGGAUGUUUCCCUGUGAUCUUGGGUCAUGAAGGAGCAGGGAUUGUAGAGAGUGUUGGAGAAGGAGUAACAAAUGUAAAGCCAGGGGAUACAGUUAUACCUCUCUACAUUCCCCAGUGUGGAGAAUGCAAGUUCUGUAAGAACCCUAAAACUAAUCUGUGCCAGAAGAUAAGAGUCACUCAAGGAAAAGGACUCAUGCCUGAUGGUACCAGCAGAUUCACCUGCAAAGGAAAGCAGAUUUACCACUUCAUGGGGACUAGCACCUUCUCCGAGUACACUGUGGUGGCUGAUAUCUCAGUAGCUAAGAUAGAUGCUGCAGCACCUCCUGAUAAAGUGUGCCUGCUGGGUUGUGGCAUCUCAACUGGCUAUGGGGCUGCUCUUAACACUGCUAAGGUGGAACGUGGCUCUACAUGUGCUGUCUUUGGUUUAGGAGGAGUUGGGCUGGCAGCUAUUAUGGGCUGUAAAGUAGCAGGAGCAUCCCGGAUCAUUGGCAUUGACAUUAACAAGGAUAAGUUUGCCAAAGCCAAAGAGUUUGGAGCUACUGAGUGCAUUAACCCUCAAGACUUCAAGAAGCCCAUUCAGGAGGUGCUCGUUGAGAUGACCGAUGGUGGGGUAGAUUAUUCAUUUGAAUGCAUUGGUAAUGUUGGAGUCAUGAGGGCUGCCUUGGAAGCCUGCCACAAAGGCUGGGGAGUCAGUGUGAUAGUUGGAGUUGCUGCUUCUGGUCAGGAGAUCUCUACCCGGCCAUUCCAGCUAGUAACUGGACGCACGUGGAAAGGGACUGCGUUUGGAGGCUGGAAGAGCGUAGAAAGUGUACCAAAACUGGUGACUGACUACAUGUCCAAAAAGAUCAAAAUUGAUGAAUUUGUGACUCACAAUCUGCCUUUUGACAACGUUAAUGAAGCUUUUGAGCUGAUGCAUUCAGGAAAGAGCAUUCGAAGUGUCCUGAAGCUUUAGAGCCAAACAUGGAUCAUCCUGUUGGUCAGCAACAUGGUAACUGUUCAUUUAUAAUGGAAUUUCUGACAGAGUAUGAUCAGGUAGAUGAAGACUCAUGGGGACUAGUAAGACAAACUAUAUUAGGAUGAGUAUUCUGAAUAUUAAAUAACCUGUUCUUUGACAAAACAAUCAAAAAGUAACCACUGAGUAACAUUACAUAAUUAACACUGAUCUUGGAACUCCUAUUUCUGUACUUGUUCCUUAAAUUUAAUACUUAUCUCAACCUACUUAAUAAAAGGUUAUUUCUAAA